UGAUUCAAUGUUAACACAUAAUAUCCUUCACUUCGCUACAGUAUUGCUUAAAGCUCUGCCGGAUACAGCAUCAAUCCCGAACAUUAAAAAUAAAAAUAUUCACAAUGAAAGAGUUACGCGUUAUGAUAUUCGAAUCGAACAACGUAAAGAAGAUCAAAGUAUAGACAAUACUAAACUUGUAGAACUAAAGGAAGAAGCACUUCAUUCACUUAACGUACGACGUGCUGUUAAUCAUAGAAUUAAAUUUGGAAAUUCAUCUGGUAUACCAGAGCAG
Molecule: messenger RNA, 274 nt
Organism: Racocetra persica
Lineage: Eukaryota; Fungi; Glomeromycota; Glomeromycetes; Diversisporales; Gigasporaceae
Source: the annotation of a GenBank genome assembly